GGUGAGAGAGGAGAGUUACAGUGCUCUGUUAGUGCUCUGUACCAUUCCCUCUCUGACCUGAGGAACUGAAAGGAGAGAGAGAGAGAGAGAGAGAGAGAGAGAGAGAGAGGAGCUGAGCUUGAGAUGGCUCUUGGCACCACUCAGUAGACACCACAAGUGGACCACACAAGCCAGAAGCUGCAAGAGGAUACUAAGUGUCUUUUCUCUAGGAUUACCUUUGGUGGGACUACUAAUUGCUUAAACCUGGGGACAACACAAGAGCAGCCAGAGGAUGAGGUCCAAAAGCAGUGGGGUGGAGAGCCAGGCCAAUGGGGUCCUUGGUGUUCCACAGGGGGACCCUGACAUCAGCCAAGAACAAGAAGUGGGUCUCCCUGUAAAAAACCUGAUCCCCAAGGUUCCGCAGAAGGAGGAUGAAGAGAAGGUGGAGGUUGAGGUGAUCUCGGACAAAGAGAAGCUGCUGUGUGAUUCCCCUGAAGCUGGAGAAAAAAGAGGGGACAUCGUUGAUAUGCCCAAAGGGGAUCUGCUUAGGCUGCUUGGGAUCAUGGAGGGAGAGGUUCAGGCCAGAGAGGAUGUAAUCUGCAUGCUUAGGGCCAAACCAACUGCCAAAGGGGCCCUUGAAUCACAAUAUGGAUCCGCAGCCCUGCAGGCCCUGCAGAGGGACAGCUUCCUCACUGGCACCAAGCAACACAACCACAGUGUCUACCAAAAGCCUAUGGUUGAGCUGGAGCGUCUGCAGGACAAGCACAAGGAGACAUACCGGAGGAUGCUGGGUCAAUUGCUGCUUGCUGAGAAGUGCCACCGCCGCACCGUGCACGAGCUGGACACAGAGAAACGCAAACAUGUAGACUACAUGAACAAGAGCGACGACUUCACCAACCUUCUGGAGCAGGAGAGAGAAAGACUGAAACGGCUGCUUGAAACUGAAAAGGCCUACCAGGUGAAAAAGGAGAAGGAGCACUCUAAACGUCUGGCCAAGGUGCAAGAGGAGCUAGUCAAGCUGAAGUCCUUUGCCCUGAUGUUGGUCAAUGAGCGGCAGCAGCACCUAGAUCAAAUGGACCAACAGAGCCAGCGGGUCCAGGAACUAAGCCAGCAGCUUCAGCAGCGGGAGCAGGCUCUGAGUGAAGCCAGGGAGCGUGUUCAGGAGGAUGGCAAUAGGGUGCUGAGUCUGGAGGCUGAGCUAAAGGAAAAAUCUGCCAAACUCACCCAACAGCACGAGGAAAUGAGUGCCAAGCUGGCCAGUCACGAGAUCCACAACCGUCAACUCAAUGCCAAACUUUUAGGGCUUACGCAUAAAAUAGAGGAACAAGAGGAAAACAACAGAGCCUUGAGGAAAUCUGAAGAGGAGCUGCAAGAGCUGAGAGACAAGAUCAGUAAAGGGGAAAGUGGCAACUCUAACUUAAUCACUGAGUUGGAGAACUUAAGGAAACAUGUGCUUGAGAUGGCGGGAAAGGAUGAAGAGAUCACCAAGACUGAACAUCAGUGUAAGGAGCUGAGAAAGAGGCUACAUGAGGAGGAUAGUAAGAGUAAAGACAUGAGGCUGGAAGUGGAGAAGCUCCAAAAAAGAAUAAUGGAGGUGGAGAAACUUGAGGCUGCCUUCAACAUGAGCAAGGCUGAGAGUGCAGAGUUACACACUUCUCUUGAGAAAGAGAAGGGCCUGACCAAAGAGCUCUCAGAUGAAGUCUUCACUCUCAGGAUCCGUAUGAAAGAACUGGAGUCUUCUGAGCUAAAGCUAGAAAAGUCUGAGCUGAGCCUCAAGGACGACUUGAGUAAGCUGAAGUCGUUGACUGUUGCUUUGAUGGAAGAACGAAAGACCCUGGUGGAAAGAUCAAAGUCGGAUGAGAAGAAACAAGAGGAAAUGAGUAAGAUGGUCAAAGUUGAACAGGGUAAAGUCAUGGAGGUGACUGAGAAACUGAUCGAGGAAAGCAAAAAACUCUUCAAGUUGAAAUCAGUGAUGGAAACCAAAGUAGAGACUCUCAUCAUUGAAAAGGGGGAGCUAAGCACCAAGCUUACUUAUGAAGUUGACAAAACUACAGAUCUUAAUUCUAAGGUCAGCCAAAUGAAAAAAAGGUUAGAUGUGUUCGAGCAAGCAGAAAAGCAAUUAGUGAAUAAUGCAGCGAAAUGCGAGCUGGGAAGAAUGUCUGACCCUGUUAAAAGAGAAGACAACAGAGUGAAGGAGCUGACAUUUGAAAUCGAGCGACUGAAAAACCGUCUCAAACAACUUGAAGUAGUUGAGGGAGAUUUGAUCAAGACAGAGGAUCAGUACGACAUGCUGGAAAAAAGGUUCAUGACUGAACAAGACAAGGCCAACAUUCUUUCCCAGCAGGUGGAGGAAAUGAGGAGUCAGAUAGCGCGAAACAAAGCCAUCGAAAAAGGAGAAGAGGAAAGCCAGGAAGAAGACCUCCGACAACGGUGCAUGAGGGAGGAGGUCAAAACAAGGGAACUGCAGGCUGACGUUGUAGCCCUUAAAGAGAAGAUCCAUGAACUGAUGCAUAAAGAAGACCAACUCUCUCAGCUCCAAGUGGAUUACUCUAUUCUGCAACAGAGGUUCUUGGAAGAGGAGGAAAAAUCCAAGAACAUAGGUACGGAAGUUUUCCAUCUCACCAAGGAAUUGGAGGUUGCUAAGCGACAUAGUCGAGCCCUAAGGCCCAGUUUGAACGGUAGAAGAAUGGUGGACAUUGCUGUGACAUCCACCGGAGUACAGACAGAGGCAUCACUCAAUGGGUCAGCAGAGGAGGAUACCCCAGCUGUAUUUAUCAGGAAGUCCGUUCAAGAGGAGAAUCACAUCAUGAACAACUUCAGACAGAAGUGCCUGAAAAAGCCAGCCGAAAAGAGUGGUGGUAUUGAGCGUUUCUCUUCAUCUAGCAGCGACCUGGGUUUGAAAAAAUCCUGGAUUCCCUGGAUGAGGAGGAAAGACAACACUGCUCAUGAGACAAGCUUGGAAAAGCCUUUGCAAAUGAAUGGAAAUCAUUUGCCUUCUGAACUAACAAUGUCCCCAAAGCGAGGGCAGCCUUUACACAUCCGUGUCACACCAGACCACCAAAACAACAUGGCCUGUCUUGAGAUCAGAAGUCCUACUGCUGAGGAUGUUUUCUCCAGCUCAGCUCCUCUAAGCCCCAACCCAUCUCAACCAAAAUCAAGAAUCACAAUCAUUCCCACUUACUCUGCGUCAACACACAAGAAGAAGUCCACCACUGGACCUCAUGGCCCUGAAAGAGCCAAGUCUCCAGUUAGCAUCACAACUAUAUCCAGAGCCAAAUCACCAGAGAGCAGCAGAACUCUUUCCUCUGGCUCAGGAAGACCCUUGUCCCCUGUUUCAAUUAUGACGGUGAGCACCGCUAUAGUUCCUGAAGCAUCCGCCUCCCCAGAACCCCAGGAGAUGACCAUGGGCCGAGCUGUGUUCAGGGUUACCCCGGAGAAGCAGAUGGUCCCAAUGCCAAUACGAAAGGGUCACAACAACACUGGUAUCAUCACCACUACUGAUGAUAAUAAGAUCCAUAUUCAUCUAGGCAACAGCAUCAACCCAAAGAUGGUAGUCAGGCCGAUGACUGCUGUAACUGAGAGCAAGGAAAUGACCUUAUCAACAGGAACAGUUUUACGCUCCCCGCGCCAAAUCACCACCACUACUACCAGGAGCACACAGAGCAAAGUGAUGAGCAGUAUCACAAUAUCCCCUGUUGCAACCAACUCAUCCAGACCCACACAAAGCAUGACUGGGCAAGAUGCCCAGCCAGCGCGCUCAGGGCUGACCCGCAUCCCAAUGUCCAAGAGCCUGAAGACGGGGAAGGCUGUGCUGGGAACCCUGGGGAUCUCGGGUGGUGUGAAGCUGGAGUCCCGAGCUGAGAGUCAGUCUAUGAGGAUAGAAGUUAAAAAAUCCACUGUGAAUAGCAAUUCUUUACAAAAUGGUGGAAAAGCUUGAUUUCAAAUACUCAAACAUGCCAUAAUGGAGCUUAAAGAGAUAAAUAUCUUCAUACAACAAGGCAAAGUGGCAUUUUUGUAAUGAAUAAGCCCUUGAACUCUUACUUCUGAAUUUAUCUAUCUCAAUAUCUCAAUUUCUGCUUAAUAGAUGGAAACAUAUUCUCUGUAUUUACUGUGUUUGUGUUGUACUGGGCAUUUGAGUUAAAUAUUAUAUCACACCUUGCUGCUACUAACGGCUUCUUGCUUUGGUUGUCCCUCAUGAAAGUUUUUGAUAAUAUUUUAUAAGGACACAUUAUAAGUCAAAAUUCUUGUUUGUCAUGUAAAUUAUGUUGUUGUUUUUCUGUAAAGGGUUUGUACUGAAAAUAUUUGAAAAUAAAUGUGAUUCAAAGGCUA
Messenger RNA from Labrus mixtus (cuckoo wrasse), 4308 nucleotides. RefSeq names its product filamin-A-interacting protein 1-like. NCBI's taxonomy places the organism in Eukaryota, Metazoa, Chordata, Actinopteri, Labriformes, Labridae. The coding region runs from base 272 to 3916 and encodes 1214 amino acids. The transcript has 6 exons. The record is from RefSeq and is a predicted model, not a curated record.